This is a messenger RNA of Perkinsus marinus ATCC 50983, 1728 nucleotides long. RefSeq lists its product as hypothetical. The record is from RefSeq and is a predicted model, not a curated record. Gene Ontology annotation, cellular component: cytosol; nucleus; perinuclear region of cytoplasm. The transcript is spliced from 16 exons. Bases 1 to 1728 code for a protein of 575 amino acids. Gene Ontology annotation, molecular function: small GTPase binding; GTPase activator activity. NCBI's taxonomy places the organism in Eukaryota, Perkinsozoa, Perkinsida, Perkinsidae. Gene Ontology annotation, biological process: activation of GTPase activity; nucleocytoplasmic transport.
AUGCGCUGUUUCGCCAAGUUUGGCGACUUGGCGAAACCUGGUGCUCCGCAAGACUUGAGCAAAAACCGUUUUGGACGUGCGUUGCGUAUGGCAAGUUCUGAAGACGAUCAUAUGGCGUCUGUAUCGUCAGAAGCCGCAGUUGUCGAUGAGUUUGCGGAUGAGUCUGAGGUCAGAGGAUCCUUGUACUUCAGUGCACCGGUCGAAGUACUACCUCAAACUAGACGGACGGCGAAUCUGCUCGCCCAUAAAGCUGCUGAGCAACAGAGGAAGAGGGAAGAGGCGGCGGAAUUGAGACGGAGGAUAGAGGAGGAGGAAAUUCAACGAAGGAUCCGCGAACAAGAGGCCAAAAAAUUGGAGUUGCUGAUGAAACAACAGCAAAAGGAAGAAGAGCGAAAGAGACGCGAAGAGGAAGAGCAACGGAAACAGUUGGAAGGGGGCCUUGAUCUUAUCCUAGCACAAUUACACCUCAACACCAGCAACGUCCAAUCUGUAUCUUUCGAAGGUGUCGACGUAGCAAGUGUCCGACUACGACUGCUUUGCAAUGCACUUACAAUUAACAACAGCUGUACGGCUAUAACGCUGGCUCGGAAGGGUUUCAACGAUGAAGAUGGUGUAUUGCUGGCGACGGUUCUUGGAGUAAAUCGAACCUUGAAGUACGUGGAUUUGGAAGGGAAUCUUUUCGGACCGGAAACAGCUCGGAAACUCGGGGAGGUCCUGGCUGUGAACAACGUGUUGAAAUCUUUGAAUCUACGCGAAAAUGAUCUUACUGCCUCCGGGGACGACCAGGAGGGAGUGGCUGAACUCGCUCGCGGAUUGGCGAAGAGUGAAAACAGUUUAAUGGUCCUUCUACUAAGCCGCAAUAAUAUUACCCCGGAGGGUGGAGAGCAUCUUAUUGAGUAUGUGAAAGAGCAACGCGCCCACACCAGCAGUCCUCCCCAUCCAGUCAUUCUCGAUGUUAUGGAGAACUCUCUCACAGUUGAGCAGAUGCGGGAGCUGCAGACGAUUAUUGACGCUAAUGCAGCUGACCUGCAUUCACGGAGAGUCCUAGAGAGGACUGAAAGACUGAUGAUGCAAGCAGCUAAUGACGAGACACAGGAGUGGUUGGAAACUGUCGAGAAGGAACGAAUCACUAUAUCCGGCAUUGAAAGCAGACGGAAUGAGCGCGGCAGAGGAUCCAUCGAAGAGUGGAAGUUGGAGGCUCAUAAUAGGUUACUAGAGGGAUCGCGCAUAUGGGAGGAGCUCAUGCAAGAAGCUGAGGAACGAAAAGCUGCUCAUGAGAUCGCUUUUUGUCUUAACCGUCUACAAUCAAUGACACAUCACUGGAGUUGUGCGGCGCCCGAUGAUGCCGUUGUUUCGUUCAUGGGCAUGGUUAAAAACUACUUUUUCCCGCCUCCUGAGCACAUCCUCACUGACUCACCACAAUUUCAAGUAGCCCAGAUGAGGCAUCGAGCGGAGCCUUCCCAGUUCUACAUGUUCGAGAGGACCAAUAGGCCACACGACGGAACAAUCGUUCCUGAUCCCAACAAGAGUAGUAACGGUGUUGGAAUACGGCAGAAAUUCGUGUCCCAUGGUAGCGGCUUGGGAAGAGCUUAUGGCCCAGUACCUGAUGAAGUGAUUACUUGGAAAGGUGCAAUAAGCCCGGGGCAGAGGCUUGUGGAUGGUUUGCGGGUCGAUUGGGAUAAGCCACCGGCCGAUGUAUUCUUCUCUGAUAGAGCGGUGAGGAUGUAG